Molecule: messenger RNA, 1570 nt
Organism: Tarenaya hassleriana
Lineage: Eukaryota; Viridiplantae; Streptophyta; Magnoliopsida; Brassicales; Cleomaceae
Exons: 2
Coding region: 54-1394 (446 amino acids)
Source: RefSeq, a predicted model, not a curated record
GAUUGGGUUAUCCAGAAGUGGUGUCGGGAAGAGAACCUGAAUCUCAGGGGGGAAUGUGGAAGAAAGGGGAGCUAGUGUGGGCGAACAUCAACUAUCGAGAUUCAUGGAUUCCGGCUCGGAUCGAAGAUCCAUCUGAAUCGUUCGGAGUUCUGGUAUCGCUCCUCGGCCUCAAGGAACCCCGCUACUUUCCCGCUCCUUUUCUCCGUCGCUUCGAGCACGAUUUCGGAACCCGAAUCUUGAGUUCGAGUGGGCUUCGCCGCCGGAUCGUGAACCGAGCCCUGAGAGCUCACUUUUGGAGUGUCUCGUACGGCCUCUGGUGUCCUUGCCAACCUCCAAUCACUUCUCCGUACUUGGACAGAGAAUCUUCCAUCCUUUGGUCUUCGCUCAGUUCGGAAAUGGCUCUUGGGUUUGUUCGGGAAAUCGCCAUUUCAUUCUCGGUGCCUCUCGAAGGUUUAGCCGACGCGAAUCGUUCGACCGCCCAAAUCCUUAGUUUUCGGCGUUAUACCGUCGAUUUCGAGCAAUCCGAGGCUCUCCACGAGGAAAUUAGAUCAAGUGCUGAGCGAGAGCGAAUGGGUCAUCCUGAAGAAUCAGAAUCAUGUCCUGACCCAUCAAACGAAGAGGAUGAUUGUCUUGGCGUAGAUCCUGUAUGUUCGAAGACGGCAGGCUCAGGGUCAGGCACAGGAAAUCAUAAAUAUUUGAGUGGUGGAAGGUAUCAUCCUUCACACGAGGGACAGCUUGUUGUAGAUGAGAUUUGCUCAUGGAAUCUGAGGAACCCUCGUGCUAACUCUGGAUCUAGCAUCUCAGUGAAACCUUGCAAAUCCCUGCGUCCGUUGGCAAAGCAGGACAUUGCGACAACAACUCAUGUAGACCAGACGGGGAAUCAUGGUAAUGUCAAAUCCGACAAGACGAAGAGGAAAGAGAGCCUAAAAUCAACAUCAGCAGAUAGAUUCAAGAAACAGAAAAAGGCAUCUUUUGAUAAACCCUUGAAGAAUCAACAGACGUCGAAAGCCAUGCGGAUUGCUGAUCCAAGGUGUUUGCGGAUGAAGUUCUUGGGAAACCGGGAAGAUAUCCCAUCAGAAGCCAGUCUGGUAAAGAGAUUCAGCGUGUUUGGGAAAAUAGAUGCCUCAAAAACAUAUGUAGACAAGUGUAGAAGGAUUGGGAAGGUAGCAUUCUUUAGGAGCAUAGAUGCAGUGAUGGCUUACAAGUAUGCCCGAAGUGAAAAGAUUUCAUUCGGUCAGUCUAAGGUUGUUUACAGGUUUGACCUUUUCGAGCAUAGCUCCGAAAGAGACGCAGUCAACGCGGCACAAGACGAAGGCCCACCGCUAAAGCCAUGUCUCAAGACGCCUGGUUCGGUGGAUGAAGAAGCAAGAAGGAAGCUGAAGAUGGAAGAUUAGUUGAUGAAAUGGUAGUUUUUGCGUGCAUAUACGUUAGGUAAGUGGUUAACAAGUAAAAGCAACAUCUUUUUGUUUCAGCAUCUCUCUAAAGUCAUGAGAAAGCAUGUUGUAACUUCACUUGUCUGCAAAUUGCAUCAAACUUCAGAUGACAUAUGAAAUGUUGUCUCGUUUUAUUU